Messenger RNA from Lottia gigantea (owl limpet), 1139 nucleotides. RefSeq lists its product as hypothetical. Lineage: Eukaryota; Metazoa; Mollusca; Gastropoda; Lottiidae. The transcript is spliced from 7 exons. The record is from RefSeq and is a predicted model, not a curated record. Bases 91 to 741 code for a protein of 216 amino acids.
GAAAGUGAAGGUUGUUCAAAUGAUGAUUUUAAAACUGGCUGAGACCUAAAAUGAAAAAGAAAAAAUUUGAUCAUUGAUUGAAGAAAAAAAAUGGCUACCAAAAGACAAACAAGUGUCCCUGAUAUUUCGGCUUUAAAAGCCAAUGAUAGUGCAAUGAAGUUGAGAAUAAAAGAGUUAGAAGAAGAAGUAUCUAGUCUAAAGAAAAGAUUGGACGAGUUACGGAAGGCUAAAAACACAACAAUUACCAAACGAGAAAGAGAGGUAGUAGAAGUUGGUACACCAUUCGCCAAAAGAGAUUCAAGUAAUGAUAUAAAAGUAGCUAAUCUGGAGAAGAAACUACAGAAAACUGACAAAGACAAAGAUAAAGAAAUUGAAGAUUUACGCAAGAAAUUUGAAGCAGAAUUAUCUGCUGCUAAAAAGUCGAAUAAAAAAGGCUCUAACCAAAAUUGUAACCAUGAAGCCGAAUUAUUGAUGCUCAAAACCAGUAUUGAGGAAUUAGAAUCAGACAAUGCAGCACUUCGUCUCCAUAGCGACGACCUCAAGGACAAAAUCAAAUCAUUAGAAGCAGACCUCAGUAUAAAAGAAGCCAAUUGGUGUGACAAUGAGGAGAAAUUAAAAAUGCAGCUUAAAUUAUCAUUCAAUGAAAAAUAUAAAGAAUGGAUGCAGCAGACUGAAGCUAAGAUUACAGAACUGCAGGAAACCAAUGAAUUAUUGAGAGGUUAUCUGAAAGACAAGAAAUGACAGAAACAGUACAGAAAAAAAGAUUAGAAAAGGCUCAAUUAUAACUGUGAUUUAACAUAUCAGUCCGUCCAUUUUUUAAAUUAUUUUUCCCUUUAGUUAUUUAUAAAUGUCAGUGUUAUUUAGCAUACUAAAUUACAUAUAGUUCUUACAGAGAAAUAACAGUUGGUAGUUGACAACCAUUUUGAAUCUCUUCAUCCACUUAAAGGGACAUUCCGCUUUUUUUUGUAGGUCAGAAUAUUUUUUGCUCAAGUUUGUGAAAACUAUACACCAAAAUCUAGAGAAAUGUGCCCUUUAAAGUAUCUGGAAAUUUUAACUAAAAAAUCAAUGUUAAUUUUUAAACAUUAAAAAUAUUUAAAAACAUAUUAUGUUUUUUUUAACGUAUAAGGUUUUUUAUGUGU